CCGCGCCCGGACGGACGCCGGCACGACGAGCUACUACGAGCGUGAGUGGGUUUGGUGUGCGUGGCUGUUUUGUGCCAGUUUAGGCCAAUUAUCAACGGCCAAGGGGCAUUGUGUGAGGAUACAGCCCUCGACAAUAUUUACAGAAACGCAGAAGUUAUAGUUCCCGCUAUUAUCAUUGAAAACUUCAAAGUCUUCUUCUGCAACCAAGAUAAGGAGUCGAGAGACGAAUCAACGCUUGCGCCAUGUGCGGGUGCGUAAGAAUCCUGCGUGCGUGCAAAGCGGUGCCGCGAACGUGGAACAUCAGGCAAUCGAGCUCGUCUUCGUCCGCCCAGCCACCAGUGCCGGGAAUCCCUUACACCAAACUUAGUAUAGGCAUACCAAAAGAGAUCUGGCAAGAGGAAAGAAGAGUCGCUGUAGUACCAGCUGUAGUUAGCAAAUUAGUUAAGAAAGGCUUCACUGUAAAUGUGGAAGAGAACGCCGGCGCCUUAGCCAACUUUCCUAACAAAACAUACGAAGAGGCUGGCGCGAAAGUGACUACCUUAAAGGAUACAUUCCAAUCCAAUAUUAUUCUCAAGGUUCGGCCGAUAGUUGACAAAGAAAUACAAAAUGUUGUAAAUGAGAGCACAUUAAUAUCAUUCUUAUAUCCAGCGCAGAAUCAGGAAUUGCUAAAACAGCUAUCCGCCAAGAAAGUCAAUGCAUUUGCAAUGGACUGUAUCCCGCGUAUAAGUCGGGCGCAAGCUUUCGAUGCUCUCAGCUCGAUGGCGAAUGUCGCCGGCUAUCGCGCAGUCAUUGAGGCUGCCGCAAAUUUCCCACGAUUCUUUUCUGGUCAAAUGACAGCCGCCGGUCGCGUACCGCCCUGUCGUGUGCUUGUGAUAGGCGGUGGCGUGGCUGGUCUGGCGGCUGCAGCACAAGCUCGGUGUAUGGGCGCCGCCGUACGCGCAUUUGACACCCGUCCCGCUGUCAGGGAACAAAUCGAAAGUUUGGGGGCACAAUUCAUUACGAUGGAUAUGAAGGAGGAGGGAUCCGGCGAAGGAGGUUACGCUAAAGAGAUGAGUCAGGAAUUCUUGAAUGCUGAAAGAGCGCUGCUGGGCAAGGAAGCACGUACCUCAGAUGUCAUUAUCAGUACCGCUCUUAUUCCUGGAAAACCUGCACCGGUGCUUGUUAUGGAGGAUGCCGUCCGGGAUAUGGCCCCUGGCAGUGUGGUUGUCGAUCUGGCAGCAGAAAUGGGCGGCAACGUAGAGACCACUAAAAAAGGAGUGAUUACGAAAGUUCAUGGCGUUACACAUAUCGGUCUCACUGAUUUACCCAGUCGUAUGCCUGCCCAUGCGUCUACAUUGUACGCUAAUAAUAUAUCUGGAUUCCUGUUUAGUUUAGGGACGAACGACCAUUUCCACAUCAACCUCGAAGACGAAGUGACACGCGGUGCUAUAGUACUGAAAGCAGGCGAAAUGCUAUGGCCACCACCACCUCCACCUAGCAUGGCCGCUGUGCAAGCUCCUCCAAAAACUACUGCUGUUGCUAAAGCCGAGCCACCAAACCCAUUCAACGAAACUCUAAAAGACACUUUUAUGUAUUCCACGGGUUUGGCUAGUUUAAUUGCUCUCGGUAUCGCCUCUCCGAAUCCGGCGUUUACAACAAUGACGACUACGUUAGCUUUGUCAGGUGUUGUGGGCUACCACACCGUUUGGGGAGUCGUACCAGCUCUGCACUCGCCGUUGAUGUCAGUCACUAACGCUGUAUCUGGUAUCACUGCUGUCGGUGGUCUACUGCUUAUGGGGGGUGGAUAUGUCCCUGAAACACCUGUCCAGUUUUUGGCGAGCACAGCCGCUCUUAUCUCUUUCAUCAACGUGUUUGGUGGUUUUCUAGUCACACAACGGAUGCUUGAUAUGUUCAAAAGGCCAGGAGAUCCACCAGAAUAUGGUUACUUGUAUACCAUUCCUGCUGCUGCUCUACUCGGCGGCUAUAUCACCACUGCUAUGCAGGGUUACCCUGAAGUUCACCAGAUGGCGUACUUGGCGUCGUCUUUAUGUUGCGUCGGAGCUCUAGCUGGUCUUAGCUCUCAAACCACUGCUCGUAAAGGAAACUAUCUUGGCAUGAUCGGUGUAACCGGCGGUAUAGCAGCGACACUCGGCUUGUUGACACCUAGUGCAGAAGUGCUGGCGCAAAUGUUAGGAGUUGCCGGCAUUGGUGGACUUAUUGGUGGCACCAUCGCAAAGAAGAUCGAGAUCACCGACUUGCCUCAACUUGUGGCUGGUUUCCACAGUUUGGUGGGUAUGGCCGCUGUAUUGACUUGCAUCGCCACAUAUAUGCACGACUUCCCUGCGAUGGCGCUCGAUCCCACAGCCGCGACGCUUAAAACCUCGCUGUUCCUUGGCACUUACAUCGGUGGUAUUACUUUCACCGGUUCACUAGUAGCGUACGGGAAGCUACAGGGUGUGCUAAACUCGGCACCGUUAUUGCUACCCGGUCGCCAUGCGAUUAACGCAGGCCUGUUGCUCGGCUCGCUGGGUUGCGGCGGCGCGUUGCUUGCUUUCCCCGAAGCGCCCGGCCUGCCUUUGCUUGGCACUGCAGCUGUUCUUAGCGGCAUUCAGGGACUCACACUUACUGCUGCUAUUGGAGGUGCGGAUAUGCCAGUAGUGAUCACAGUGUUAAACAGCUAUUCCGGUUGGGCGCUGUGCGCGGAAGGCUUUAUGCUCAACAACUCACUCAUGACCAUUGUGGGCGCGCUCAUCGGCAGCUCUGGUGCCAUCCUCUCUUACAUCAUGUGCAAGGCCAUGAACCGAUCUCUCCCGAACGUGAUACUAGGCGGCUAUGGCGUAACAUCCUCAGGCUCAGCACGUCCGGCAGGAGCAACGCACACCGAACUCAACAUUGACUCUGUCGCUGACCUCAUUCACCGGGCUUCUAGCAUUAUUAUUACUCCUGGUUAUGGCCUUUGUGUGGCUAAGGCUCAAUAUCCGAUUGCUGAGUUGGUAAACUUACUGAAGCAAUCUGGUAAGAAGGUGCGCUUUGCGAUCCAUCCUGUAGCCGGUCGUAUGCCUGGGCAGCUGAAUGUACUCCUCGCUGAAGCUGGAGUACCUUAUGACGACGUGUUUGAAAUGGAGGAAAUCAACGAUGAGUUCCCCGAUACUGACCUCGUGCUAGUUAUUGGUGCCAACGACACCGUAAACAGUGCAGCCGAGGACGAUCCCGAUUCUCCGAUUGCUGGAAUGCCUGUACUUAAAGUGUGGAAAGCCAACCAGGUUGUAGUAAUGAAGAGAUCCAUGGGCGUAGGCUACGCCGCAGUAGACAACCCGAUUUUCUACAAUCCGAACACUGCCAUGUUGCUCGGAGACGCCAAGAAGACUUGCGACGGUUUACUAGAAAGAAUCAAACAUCUAACUGCUUAAAAUUUAUAAAUAAAAUCAUUAACGUAACGCGAUAACUUAUGUUGACUUUACACAUAAGUACAUUCAUAUGAGAUUCGGACAUACAGAGCCUUAUUUUUUAAGUUUUGAUUUAUGAAGGCUGUUUAAAAUGCAUUCAAUGUUGAUAUUUUUAUGUUACCAGUGUAUUUUAAUAUUUGUACAAGAUUUUUGAGGAUCUUUUUUAUUAAAUGUAAAACAAAGUUUGAAGUCAAAAAUCAAAAUUAAACAAUGUGCCUUACAGUAACUUGUCUAGACUCGGAACAGCUAGUCAAAUGUUUAAAAUCAAAUUAUAAUUUUUAAGUGACGAAUUUUUGUAUGUUUACAGCAUUUAUUGGAUAUAUUUUUUAUUUACGUAUUGGUUAUCACGACAUCAUAAUACUAAUCAAAGUAAGACGGUUUAAGGAAAUGGUAUUACAAAUACCAAAACAGAUAUUUUUCUAUCUAUCUUCAAAUCACUCAACAAUAUUUACGUAAAAUACGUUAAUUUUGUAUAUAAAAAAUGAGCUUCACAAUAAUUUAUUACGCAAUUUGUCAAUUUGAACGUGGUUAUUGACCAAAAAAAAACAUACGUGCCAGCAGGUCUAUAAUAGUUCCAUUAACUUAUGUUACUAGGCAAUGUAAUUUUAUAUACCAGAUUCUUUUGAAUUUGUGUUUACAUUGUUUCUAUGAAAUCGUCGAGAAUGUAUCCCAUGAUAUUUUAGUACUGAUAGUAACAUUUACAAUAACUACUUACAUAGGUAUAGAUAACAAGAGAUUGUAUAAAAAUUCUGAUAUUGAUUUGAACUCCCUUAGAUUAAACCUCCCUCGACAUUCCAUUUACUGGAUUAUUUGUUGAUAUUUGUUUUUUUUUUCGAGUGCUCCACUUUGUUGUAUAAAUAAGAUAAACUGUUGUAAUAAACCUUUUAGUUUGAGAAUAAGCCCUGUAGAAAUAUUUGUUAUUUCAUAUCAUAUGUUUUCUAAAAUCCAGAAAAAACAACUAUUUAAAAAAAAUAUAGAUAUAAUUCAUUCCAAGUUUCUCAGAUAUUAAUGUAGUAGUCGCUAGAAUAAAUAAGUUUUAAAAUGUGGACACUUACUGUUACAAAUAUUUCUUUUUCCUUAGUUUUUCAUUUUAAUUUACACGUGAAAUAUAAUGUAAAAUAAAUGAAAAUCUUGCGGUUUUCGUUCUUUUACUUUUUAUACCUUUUUCACCAUGUAAUAAUGACUAAC
Messenger RNA from Hyposmocoma kahamanoa, 4613 nucleotides. RefSeq names its product NAD(P) transhydrogenase, mitochondrial-like. The coding region runs from base 243 to 3389 and encodes 1048 amino acids. Gene Ontology annotation, molecular function: NAD binding; NADP binding. Gene Ontology annotation, biological process: NADPH regeneration; proton transmembrane transport. Gene Ontology annotation, cellular component: mitochondrial inner membrane. The record is from RefSeq and is a predicted model, not a curated record. Lineage: Eukaryota; Metazoa; Arthropoda; Insecta; Lepidoptera; Cosmopterigidae. The transcript is spliced from 23 exons.